Messenger RNA from Fonticula alba, 501 nucleotides. Its product is annotated as 40S ribosomal protein S28. NCBI's taxonomy places the organism in Eukaryota, Rotosphaerida, Fonticulaceae. Gene Ontology annotation, molecular function: structural constituent of ribosome. Gene Ontology annotation, cellular component: cytosolic small ribosomal subunit; ribosome. The record is from RefSeq and is a predicted model, not a curated record. Bases 188 to 388 code for a protein of 66 amino acids. Gene Ontology annotation, biological process: translation; ribosomal small subunit assembly; maturation of SSU-rRNA. The transcript is spliced from 3 exons.
CCGUCCUCUCGCGCGGUGGGCCGGGCCCUCAGCGUGUGCUUUCUCUCCGCCGCGCGGGAGGGUGCCCGAGAGAGGAUGAGGAAGUGUAUGAGAGGAAGAGACCUGGGCCACCUCCGGCGGAGAGUUUUCUCUCUCGUGCUGAAGGAUUUUCCGUUUUUCUUAACUUCUUCUCCAGCCAAUCGUCAACAUGGACAACAAGGGUGUCAAGCUUGCUCGCGUUACUAAGGUCCUCGGCCGCACCGGCUCUCGUGGUCAGUGCACCCAGGUCCGCGUUGAGUUCCUCGACGACUCCAGCCGCUCUAUCAUCCGCAACGUCAUCGGCCCCGUCCGUGAGGGUGAUAUCCUUACCCUCCUCGAGUCCGAGCGCGAGGCCCGCCGUCUCCGCUAAAUGGCCAUUGGCGCCUGUGUAUUGCAGAUAAUCCCCCUCCCCCUCCAUCUUCAAUACACCCCCCCUCUUGGUCCAAUAGCCACAGGGGAUGAUAUGACUCUUCCCCCUCUCCC